Molecule: messenger RNA, 2530 nt
Organism: Oryzias latipes (Japanese medaka)
Lineage: Eukaryota; Metazoa; Chordata; Actinopteri; Beloniformes; Adrianichthyidae
Gene: dbf4
Product: DBF4-CDC7 kinase regulatory subunit
Biological process (GO): positive regulation of nuclear cell cycle DNA replication; regulation of cell cycle phase transition
Cellular component (GO): Dbf4-dependent protein kinase complex
Molecular function (GO): zinc ion binding; protein serine/threonine kinase activator activity; nucleic acid binding
Source: RefSeq, a predicted model, not a curated record
CCAAUCUUUGUGUUUGACACCGGAUUUGAAGCGGGAACGGAGGUUUUUUUUUAAGAAAUGGCGACUUUAAAGUUUUAACGGCUGCCUGAAAAGUUUUAAAAAACAAGCAAGCAAGCACAGUGGUGGAGUAAGACUCUUGGCCGACGAACAUGCCAAAUCAACUUUCUUGUUUACAGUAGUUGGAGAAAUACUGGAUGCAGGCAGGAUAACAGGGAGAGUUGUUGACUGUCCAAACUAAGACUCGUUCUUUGUUUAUUUGCUGAAAAGCUGGUGAGAAUUGAAUGACAUGGACAAGACAAUAUAAUAAACAUUCUUAACCGUUAGUAGAAAUAAAAUGAAACCAAAGGGAUCUAAGAAGCUUCCAGGAUCCAGCUGGCAAGAGAAAUGUGUAAAUUCAGGGGAAAAGAAGUCAGGAUCCGUAACCAAACAAACGACGUCCUUUCAUGCACAAGUCAGUCCUUUUACUGGUAAAGUGUUUUACCUCGACUUACCGUCAAACAGAGCGGCAGAAACGCUGGAGAGGGAAAUCAAGAAUCUGGGAGGGACUGUUGAGAAAUUCUUCAGUAAGGAAAUUAAAUACUUGGUUUCCAAUAAACGCGAGGCAAAGUAUGUGAAUAGCUUCAAAAGUGACUCUCCUGUCCCAAGCCCGGACUCGGGCCAGAGCUCGCUUCAACCUCACUCAAAUCCACCAAAUCAUGUUAGCCACAGAAACAAAAGGCGGUCCCAAGGACAAGCAGACUUGUUUGUCCCAAGCAGAGGAAAGUCUUUGGUGGACCGAGUGGUGAAGGAACAGGGUAAGCUACAAAUUGAUAGGAUACUAUCAAAUGCUCUGGAGUGGGGUGUUAAAAUUCUCUACAUUGAUGAUUUAUCUGCUUAUAUUCGGAAGAAGAAAAAGGUUUUCAGCAGCCAAGUAUUGGAGGAUUCUGUCGUCAAAUCAUGUGUCAAUGCUGAGACUGCAGCAAAGCAGGUUUUUCAGAAAUGUAAAGGAGGCCGGAUCAGUAAGCCUUUUAUUAAAGUGGAAGAUAGAAGCAGGCAUUAUCGUCCAAUUUACCUCACAAUGCCAAAAAUGCCAGAGAUCAACCUGAAGACCCUUCCUCCCUAUAGUCCCUUUUGUCUCGGGGAAAAAGAUACUCCAGUACCCAAACCAAGGACGCACAGAGGGGUGAAAGCUUCCCUAAGUGAAGAGAAAGUUCACGGCCGAAAGAAGAACAGAGAUAAGAAGCGAGGCGGCUUUUGCGAGUGCUGCAUGAGGAAAUAUAACCACCUGUCUGCGCAUCUGCAGGGUGAUUGUCACAAGGCCUUCUCAAAGACGGACGAGUACUCAGUGGUGGACAGACUGGCUUCUGCUCUGCACUGUGAUUUUCUCCAGUUUCAAACUAAAGUCAGAAGACGGAAGUGCAGCGUGUCCUCUGUCCUCGUGGCUCCUGGACUUUGUGGAAAACCUCCCCAGAGACAAGGGGGAGCUCCUCCUGGCUCGGAGCGCCGUCAUGCAAAGGAUCACAGGAAGGAUGGAGAGUUUUACAGGUUGUCUUCAGGAGAGGGUUUUCAAUUUGAAUCAGCAUCCUGUUCUACUUCCUUGUUUGAUACCACAAGGAACCGCCACACAUAUUUGGACAGACCCAAACGCAAAGGUCUUACACAGAAAUGGACGUCCUGCGCACAAAAAGCUAAACAAAGUCCUCAGAUGGUGUCAGGAGUUGGACCCUCUGCUGGUGAAGGUCUGCUGUCCGUCGCAUCCCAGCCUGAUGUUUCAGACGAGGGACUCCACAAAGAUGUGAACAGCUCUGCUUCGUACACACACAGCACAGACAAAUGGGGAAGUGUCAAAUUUAUGACUCAUGGACGUCAAGAUCUUACCAAGUCUGUUUGUGAGGCUGCCCAGGAAAAAAGAACUGGAAAGGAGCUUUCUGGAAAGGAAGAGGAAAAUCUUUCUCAGAGCUCGUCUCCAUUUCUCAAAAUCAAAAGAAAAAACAGAGCUUAUAAGCGCAAAAGAAGGAAAGUGGAGACGAGUGUUAAGCACAGUGAACUAGGUGAGCUUCCUGACGACUCCAGGCUGAAGCUCUGGAAGCUUUUCCAGUCCAGUGAUGACCCGGAUGUAGAGUUUCAUGGAUUUGUCUGAGCCAUGAACUGGAGCCUGUAGGAUCAUCUGUGACCUGCUAAACCAGACUUCAAAAAACACAACUGUGUUUGCAAUUAUCUUUAAAGACUGAAGUGUUUCAGAAGAAAACACAAAGUAAAAAUGUAUGCUUUUAUUUAAAAAAAAAGAAAGUUUGCAUAAAUUUGAUAAAAGCAGCUCAGCAGUGUGGGUCACUUGAAUGUCAUUUCUGAUCUUAAAGUUUUAGACUGAAUGUAUAUUAUGUUUUUUAAAUGUUUUAAUUUAUCAAUUAUAUUUUUGGUUUAUCGCAGUUUUCUUCAUUUCCUAUUGUGCCUUUUGUGCACUUAAACAUUUUUUGGGGCAUACCUUUGUCAAUUUGACAAUAAAUUGACAAAAAUAGAAAAAGUACAAAUAAAAAUGUGAUUCUAUUUUUGA